This is a messenger RNA of Somion occarium, 1696 nucleotides long. The record is from the annotation of a GenBank genome assembly. NCBI's taxonomy places the organism in Eukaryota, Fungi, Basidiomycota, Agaricomycetes, Polyporales, Cerrenaceae.
GUCACAACCCGCAGCAUCACACAUCACGCCGUGACAGGUCGCGACGCGUCAGCGCGUCUGCGUACGUCAGCAGCAUCUACCAGUCGUCGAACGCGUACCAGGACUCUAAGCUUGCUCUAACCACCGCCUGACUCUAACCACCCUCACCUGCCACCAUGCCGCUCGAAGCUACCAUGAUCAUCAUCGACAACUCAGAGUUCAUGCGCAAUGGCGACUACCAGCCCUCGCGCUUCGACUCCCAGUCUGAUGCUGUCAACACCAUCUUCCAGACCAAGAUCGACUCCAACCCAGAGAACUUUGCCGGCGUCAUGACCAUGGCAGGCAAAACGUACGCUUGGCAUCUUCAUCUUCUUUGUUAUGCUUACUUACCGUGCAUACGCCGCAGUCCAGAAGUGCUCGUAACAUAUACGAAGGAUGUUGGUCAGAUCCUCCAAGCAAUCCACACAGCGUCUUCCAAGAUUGGCGGAGCGGCCGAUAUCCCAACUGCUAUUGCCGUCGCGCAGCUCGCACUCAAGCACAGGCAGAACAAGAAUCUCCGACAACGGAUCGUGGUCUUUGCUGCUUCGCCACUUGAAGGUCAAGGCGCCGAUGAAAGGAAUAUGAUCAAGCUUGCCAAGAAACUCAAGAAGAACAAUGUCGCAGUAGAUGUCAUUGCAUUUGGUGAUGGUAUUGAGGAGGGAGAGCACAGCAUUCUCAAGUCGUUUGUCGAGAACGCCAAUAGCAGUGACAAUUCACAUUACCUCUCCAUCCCACCAGGUCCUCAUCUGCUUUCCGACAUUGUCCUCACCUCACCUAUCCUUGCCGGCGACCGAGGUAUUCCGGAGGAAGCAAUGGGUGAAGCAGGCGCGCCUGUAGCCGGCGGUACUGGCUUUGAGUUCGGCGUCGACCCAAGUCUGGACCCAGAACUUGCAAUGGCACUCCGCAUGUCGAUGGAAGAAGAGAACGCACGUCAGGCAGCACAGGCAGCAGCAGCCGCCUCCGCAGCUCAACCUCCUCCUCAACCUCCCCAACCAACUGAACCUGCUGCCGCUUCCACUUCUACAACAUCAGCAGCCCCACCACCUGCUGUUGCUCCUGCGACGACUACGGAAGAUGUGGAAAUUGAGGAUGACGAAGAAGCCAUGUUGCAACAAGCCUUGGCAUUGUCGCAGCAGCAAGCGGCUGCAGGUGAAGGCGAAGCUCCAGCGAGAGAUGAAGAUCAUGAGAUGAGUGAGGAGGAGGCUAUUGCGAAGGCUAUCCAGAUGAGUAUGAAGGAGAAUCCACAAGAGGAGAAGAAAUGAGAUGUUCAUGUAUUGGGUAGAGACUUCGCACUUUCACGCUUUCCUUCCCUUUGCUCAAUUUGAAGAGAUGUCGCCCCGAUUGGGUUCAGACGCUUGAUCGAUCGAGUGACAGCGGAAGUAUUGAGUUAUCGGAAAUACUCAGCUUUGGGGCAAUUGAAUGACAUUCACAACACGACAGCAAUUACACCAGUGUCCUUAACGUUUAAAUGAAGACUCGUCUAGAGCUACAGCCACUUAAGCCGAUACGCUAAGUAAUCCUCUAUGAUUGAGCAACGAACGCCUUGCCCUUUUCAAUGUUCUUCUUGAGGUCCGGCAAGCAGGCGGCCAAGAGCUUCUCCUCAGAGGGAGACAAGGGGCCGAGAGGGUGGACCUUCUCAACACCGUUAGGCUAUAUACAGAUGUCAUGUCAAUAUCAA